Pieris macdunnoughi is the source of this 651-nucleotide messenger RNA. The record is from the annotation of a GenBank genome assembly. NCBI's taxonomy places the organism in Eukaryota, Metazoa, Arthropoda, Insecta, Lepidoptera, Pieridae.
AUGCUGCCCGUUUUAUUGCUUGUAUUAGUAGUAAAAUGUCAACAAAUAAAAAGCUCAAAUGAAGGUGUAAAAGAUGUGCCAUGGAAAGGAAUAACACCAGGAUAUCAGGAACGAUACAAAGAUUCUGAACGAAGAAAUAUUGAUGACGUGGUACUUGUUAGACCAGAUAUAUUACGACUUAACACUGAAGAUAAAUAUAAAGAGAAUACUAAAAAUGUUGAUGAUAAAGAGAAAAGUUUUAUUUCCUCAGUAGAUAAUAAUAAAGAUGGACAUAAGAAUCUUGAUAAUAGAAAGAGCUUUAAUGAAGCAAAUAGAUUUUUGAAUUCAAACUAUCCGGUCGCAAUAAAUGUGUUUCCGUUUUCUGAUCCUCAAAAAGGAUUUAAAUCGGUAGAUCAAUCUAAACUCAAGGGAUUCAGACCUCCAAGAACAAAACGUACCAAACGUCCAAAGCCAAUUACCAAAAGGAGAAAACCAAAAACAACGACGGAGAAGACAUAUGUAUACGUAACGGUGUCUAUCGAUGCUGAAUUUAAUCCCGGUAAUAAACCACCUCCCAGUUUUGAAGAUGAUGAUGAUGAUGAUGAUGAAGAAGUUCUAUUGGUUAAGAGGUUAUCGGAUCCUGGGGUGUUUAAUAUUUUUAACUUUAAAUAA